Molecule: messenger RNA, 234 nt
Organism: Pseudocercospora fijiensis CIRAD86
Lineage: Eukaryota; Fungi; Ascomycota; Dothideomycetes; Mycosphaerellales; Mycosphaerellaceae
Exons: 1
Source: RefSeq, a predicted model, not a curated record
GGAGGCGAGGGGGUGGAUGUGUGCUUUGAUGCUGCUGGAGUUCAGAUUGGAGUCGACUCCGGGCUGAAAGCAGUGACGGCUCGUGGAACAUUUGUGAACAUCGCACUUUGGGGCGAUAGAAGACCGUCGCUGGAUAUGAUCGAUAUGGUGUUUUGUGAGAGAAAGUACAUGGCCGGCAAGUCCUCAGGUGAGCUGAACCAGCACAGAAUCAAUGCUGACUCGUUCGAGUGGUGA